This is a messenger RNA of Hyla sarda, 3060 nucleotides long. It is a transcript of the gene SP2, whose product is annotated as Sp2 transcription factor. Lineage: Eukaryota; Metazoa; Chordata; Amphibia; Anura; Hylidae. Gene Ontology annotation, molecular function: DNA-binding transcription factor activity, RNA polymerase II-specific; RNA polymerase II cis-regulatory region sequence-specific DNA binding. The coding region runs from base 381 to 2066 and encodes 561 amino acids. The record is from RefSeq and is a predicted model, not a curated record. The transcript has 9 exons. Gene Ontology annotation, biological process: regulation of transcription by RNA polymerase II.
CGGGUGAAGGGGUGAUCACAAGUGUUAAUAAUCAUUACAUUGUUAUUAAAAGGUACAUGGAAAGACUGGCGGCAGAAGCAGGAGUAAUCUCCGCAAUCCACUCUGAAAAAUGACAUGGAUGAUUCAGAGCAUCUCGCUAAGUGCAAGACGACUUAUAUUUGCGUUCAAAAAAAGAUCAGUGGUUUUAAGCAGAUGAUCCAACCUGGGAGAAGGUCUCUGAAUUGUUCAGCAGUAGGAAGGAACAUUCAGGAAUGUCGGGUAUUGACGCAUGGACUGACCCACCUUAUGAGAAGACCUUGUGAACAGGACACAUUCCCUGAGAUGACCCAGCGGACUCAUUGUGUAUACUAGACUCUAAUAAGUAUAUAGCAGAGUUCAUUAUGACUGCAGCCGCUGCUGUGAGUCCGAGUGAGUACUUGCAGCCAGCUGUUUCCGCUUCCCAGGACACACAGCCCUCUCCGUUGGCUCUCCUGGCAGCCACGUGCAGUAAGAUUGGUCCCCCUGCAGUCGAAACAGCUGUGACUCCUCCGGCACAACAACGCCCAACUCGGAAAAGGCUAAUACCCAUAAAACCUGCACCAUUACCAUUGAGUCCAGGGAAACAAAGUAUAGGACUUUUAUCUGCCAAAGGAAAUGUGAUCCAGCUUCCACAAUUGGGGACAGGAAACGGGCAGCUCUUUUUCACCAUACAGAACCCAGUGAGCAAGACUGGACACUAUCAAGCUUCACAGACCUCCCCUCAGGCAGUUCCACAGACUCUGGGCACUCAGUAUCAGAUUAUUAAUUCCACUGAUGGUGGAACAACCCUUCAGAUUGCCCCAGCCACCAGUUCUACAAAACAUGUGCCCAUAAAACCUGCCCCUCCACACAAAAACAGCAAUGUUAUGAAGUUGACUGGAACUGCUGGCAGCAACGUCACUUUGGCACUCCCUCUCAGUAACCUGGCAGACACCUCCACAGACACUAGCAGUCAGCUUGUUUCUAGCAGACAGAGUAAAAAGCCUCGUAGGAAGCCUCUUCCACCAGGGCCGACGCCUGGUUCUCCUACUCAGGAGCAGGUGGAGACUGUAUUAAUAGAAACAACUGCAGACAAUAUCCUACAGGCUGGAAACAACCUGCUGAUUGUUCAGAGUCCCAAUGCCGGUCAGCAUGCCGUACUUCAGCUUGUUCAGCCCAAGGCUGAAACACAACUAGUGCAAAUACCACAACAGGCUUUGAGAGUGGUACAGGCAGCAUCCGCUACACUGCCAACAGUGCCACAGAAACCAAUGCAAAGUGUCCACAACACAGACAGUACUCCCACACAGUUCUACUUCCGCACAUCUACAGGAGAUUUACAGACACUGAUGUUGCAAGAGUCUACACCUCAGCCAUGCUCCAUGGGAGGCACAGGGUCCUUGCCAACACUAUCUGCUACUCCAACUAAGAAAAAUGUCACUCGCAAAGAGCGGUCCUUAGCCAAAAUUGCUCCAGCGGGGAGCGUUAUUAACCUGAAUACAGCACAGCUGUCGGCCACCGCACAGGGUAUACAAACUAUCAGUAUCAAUGGCGUCCCAGUGCAAGGAGUACCCGUAACCAUCACCAAUGCUGCAGGGCAUCAGCAAAUCAGUGUGCAGAACGUGUCCAGUAAUAACGUUGCCAUCAGUGGCCUCAGCCCUUCCCAGAUACAGCUACAGAUGGAACAGGCCUUGUCUGGGGAGCUACAACCAGGAGAGAAGAGGAGGAGGGUGGCCUGUACAUGUCCAAACUGCAAGGACAGGGAGAAGGGCAGGUGGGGCCCCCCUGGCAGAAAGAGGCACGUGUGUCACAUCCCUGAAUGCGGGAGAACAUUUCGCAAGACUUCACUCUUGAGAGCCCAUGUCCGUCUGCACACCGGGGAGAGGCCGUUCGUGUGCAACUGGGGACACUGUACAAAGAGGUUCACCCGCAGCGAUGAGCUGCAACGGCACGCACGCACGCACACAGGUGACAAGCGCUUUGAAUGCCCUCACUGUCAGAAGAGGUUCACACGCAGCGACCAUGUCAGCAAGCACUUCAAGACACACCUCGUGCCAAAGAAGCUGUAAUGCAAGCGAAAACCAUCUUAACUCUGUGGGACCCCAAAAUGAUGCCACUGCGUUCCAAGAUGGAACUCCAGCUAUGCUUGGGAUACACCGAAAAUACCAUGCCUAAUAACGCUAGUAGUGACUAUCACCACUUCCUAGAAGCUGUCUUACUGCUGGAGCGCCCCCAACAGGCAGAUGGUAGAGUUUUCAAGACCACCAUGAGUUCUGUGCUGAGAAAAAGAUGUCCACAGAUUGUAGACUACAGAUCCGCUCUGUAUACGUCAGCAUCAUUAAGAGGAAAGGACUCUUCAGCAUAGUAUUUACUAUUGCUAUCAAACAUGAAGGAUUUCACUGGGGGAAGAGCGUGCGUACAUUACCUGACAACAACCUGUUGGCUGGACCAGAACAUUCCAUGUUUACACUGCUCUCCCCCUUUUAAGGAAGGUGCCUUAAUAUAUCUCCCCUCUUCCAAUAUUUUUAAGUGUAAGAGCUUAAGGCCGGGUUCACACAUCAAAAUCUCCACCCGAUAUUCAAGCUGAAGAUCCUGAGGAUAGCCAGUGCCAGCAUUAGGACCGUGUGGACUGCAUAGUCGUCCCCAUAGACCGCAAUUCGUUUCUGAACAGUUCUGCCAAAAGAAUGAACAUUCCGUCUAUGGGGACAGCAAUGCAGUAUGUUCGGUCCUAGCAGGGACUUCUGGCUUCCCUAGGAAUCUUGGCUGGAAUUCCAGUCGGAGAUUCCGUGGUGUGAACCCGGCCUAACUGUGCUUGCGCUAAUCUUGCAUUAAUACCUGCUCUACCAGUUUCUGGCCAGGAAUUUCCCCAGCUCUCCAUAACAAAGAAGCAGAAAUCACUGCUCCGUGUACUUUCUAAUACCUGGGCCUUUGUGCCAGAAGAUCAUUGUUCCUUUCUAUUCAGUAUGUAUACGACUUCAGUUGUAUUUGCAUUGUUAGCUAUCACCAAACUCUUAAUUUAAAUAAAAGAGGGGAUUUCACUUGAACACUGUGUAUGAUAGAGGU